Molecule: messenger RNA, 2037 nt
Organism: Prorocentrum cordatum
Lineage: Eukaryota; Dinophyceae; Prorocentrales; Prorocentraceae
Source: the annotation of a GenBank genome assembly
AGGUCCGCGGGCUCCAUGGGCCCGCGCCUGCCGCCGGGACCCCCGCCUGAGCGCCUGCUCCGCCGGGCCGCCGCCGCCUCGGCGGCCACGGGCGCACCCCGGCAAGGCGCCGACGCCGCCGCGACGCCGCCACCGAGCACGAAGCAGAUCGAGGCGUUUGCGAGCAGGUCGGGCCCGCCCGGGGCCCCGAGGACCAAGCUGGCUCUUGCCAAGGUCUCCGCAGACAUGAGACGCCACGUGAUCGACAGCUUCACCUUCAGGCCAGUGGCCGGCCAGUCGCCUGACGCCGCCCUGGAGCAGUGCUGCGGAUCGUGGGGGAGAAGUGCCAGCCGCGCGUGUGGGCCGCCGUUCUGCGCCUCUGGUGCCACGGGUGGUGUACGAGCACACGCUUUGGCGGCAAUGGCCCUUGCCAGUUUGGAUGCCGCGCAGGUCAAGAUAGCGUUCGCCACCUGGCAUUUUGCCCAGUCGUGCGCGCCCUUCCCGGCGCCUCAUCCCCCCCAGCCGCACUCGCCCUCGAUUGUUUCUUGAAUUUGGGCGCUCAGGGGGCUGACCCAGCUGCCAUUGUACAGUGGGCUCUCCAUGUCUACAGCCUUUACCGGGUGCACAAUGCACGUCGGCAUGGGCACCUGGAUGUAGCAGACUUCGCAGGAGCUUACCGUGACUUCCUCUCUCCCUCUGCUCUUUGCUUCUCCGUCCUCCUCCUCAUCUGCAUUCCCGGCGCUGCGGGGAGGGGGAAACGUUACGAAUUUCCCCCCCCUGGAUUGCGCUCGCGGUGUAGUUGUUUCAGAGUGUCGCCCCAGAGUUUCGGCCACGUUCGCAGGACAGCCCUGCUACGUGUGCGGUUGCUUUGCGAGCUCCCGAGUCCGGGGCUAUUGCAGUUUUUUUGUUGGUUGUUUAGGGGCCCCGGUGCAAGUCAGGAGCGAGCUGGCAACACUUUGUCUUACAGCCCGCUCCAGCUCGUGUGUUCUUUGUUCUCCUCCUCCUCCUCCCCCUCCUCCUCCCGCUCGGAGUCGCCGUGCUUUUUGGUCCAGGCUGGCUGGGGGAUUCGAAGUCUGGCACAGCUCUCGACCCAGCCUGUCCUAGAUGAUCGGCUUUGGCUUUCUCGGAUCGCUCCUGCGAGACAGUCGGAGGCUGGACGGCACGAGGACGCCCUCGUAGCAUCCACAGCCCGCUUGAAGCAUCCUUCCCCCCUCUUCUCUGUCCUCCCGCUCUUGCCUCCCGGAGGCGUAGCUCCGGCUUGCCCUGCUGGGGUGGGCCGGCUCUCCGCCUCCUCUGCCUGUCUCUUCCUCGCUCCCCCCCGAAUCAGGCAGCCCCAUGCCCAGUGGAGGUUUGAUGGGUGCACGCUGCAGGCUCAGUUCUUCUAUCCCCCCUCUUUGCGUCUCCUUCCCUCUGCAUGCUCGGAUUUCCAAGUAGUUCGCUGUUGUUCAUUUCGUGUUUCACUUCGGUGCGCCAUUUUCGUGAGGAUCUCUCCUCACUGAGCGCCAGCCCUCGCGGGCUCGGCCCGGGUGAUUCUUGUCACUCCCUCCUCCUCCUCCUCCUGCUCCUCCACCUCCUCUUGCUCUGCACGGGUACUGUAGCAUGGUGCUUCUGGCUCCAGGUGUGGUUGCAUUGAUUCGUUUAAUGUAGGCUUUAUGUUGGUCGGCUGGGUAGGCCCUGGGUUGCAUGAGCCCUCACUGGACGUCGAAGGCCGUGGGCGGAUGCAUUGCGGUAUGUCGUGUAUUUCUCUUCUCCCCUCGCUCUCCUCCCCUUCCUCCUCUUCCUCCACCUCCUCCUUCCGCAUUUGCGGGCCGUAAUUCGUGACAUUUUCGUUGCGUGUUACCGCGUUUGCGGACCGCGCUUGCGGGCCGCAGUUUCGAUUUUGGGUGUACCGGCCUAUCCUCGAUUUUAGGCCCCUCCCCGACGAAGCUUGUCACAGUUAGCUCUUUUUGUUUGCGUAGGUUUGUCCAGAGUGAACGUCGAUGGGGCGGAAACUCGGGCAGUUAUCCCGGCGCUGGGAGUCAAAACUGUGUACAGCUUUCGUUGCGUUGCUGAACUGAA